AUGGCUGUGCUUUUUCAGCUCGAAGCUAUUCGUAAAUUCGCACCUCAUUGUCGAUAUUACAAUGCUGGUUCAUCCGAAGAGUUUGGUGAUGUUAUUACAGCCCCACAAUCUGAAGAGCAUCCGCUUCGACCACGCAGUCCCUAUGGCGCAGCAAAAGCUGCUGCUAGACAUUUGGUCAAAGUAUAUCGUGAAUCUUACAAUCUUUAUGCUAUUCAAGGAUGGCUGUUUAAUCAUGAAGGCACUCGUCGCGGCGAAGAAUUUGUUACUCGCAAAAUUACCAAAGCUGUGGCUCGCAUCAAACAAGCGAUUGAUCGAGAAGAAGCAUACAAUCUUUUAGAACUUGGAAAUAUUGAAUCUAAAAGAGAUUGGUCGGACGCUGAAGAUUUUGUGAUUGGCGUAUGGCAAAUGCUUAAUCAACAAGAACCACGCGAAUACGUUCUGUCUUCCAAUGAAACCCACACAAUCCGCGAAUUCGUUGAACUCGCAUUUGAAGCUGCUGGUAUUCAUGGCGAAUGGAAAGGUUCUAGCAUUAACGAAAUCUUUCAACAAAAAGAAACUGGCAGAGUGCUGAUGGUAAUCAAUGAAAAAUUUUAUCGCCCAGCAGAGGUUGAGCUUCUUCUUGGUGAUUCAACUAAGGCUCGCCAAGAGCUUGAAUGGGAGCCAAAAACUUCUUUCAAAAAUUUAAUUGACAAGAUGGUUUCUUCAGAUAUACUCUCUCUGGAUGGCAAAGAGUAA
Notodromas monacha is the source of this 735-nucleotide messenger RNA. The record is from the annotation of a GenBank genome assembly. NCBI's taxonomy places the organism in Eukaryota, Metazoa, Arthropoda, Ostracoda, Podocopida, Cyprididae.